Messenger RNA from Cercocebus atys (sooty mangabey), 912 nucleotides. RefSeq names its product olfactory receptor 4K3-like. Gene Ontology annotation, molecular function: G protein-coupled receptor activity; olfactory receptor activity. The transcript has a single exon. Lineage: Eukaryota; Metazoa; Chordata; Mammalia; Primates; Cercopithecidae. Gene Ontology annotation, cellular component: membrane. The record is from RefSeq and is a predicted model, not a curated record. Bases 1 to 912 code for a protein of 303 amino acids. Gene Ontology annotation, biological process: G protein-coupled receptor signaling pathway.
AUGGAAGAAGCAAAUCAGUCUGUGGUGUUUGAAUUCAUCAUUCUUGGGCUUUGUGAUUCAUGGGAGCUCCAGGACUUCCUCCUAGUGAUAUUUUCUUCACUUUAUUUGAUUACCAUUUUAGGCAACAUCUUCAUUGUGAUCAUAAUUAUCACUAACCUCCAUCUCCAUUCCCCUAUGUACUUCCUGUUAGCCAAUCUCUCAUUCAUUGACUUCUGUCUUUCCUCAGUCACUACCCCUAAAAUGAUCACAGACUUUCUCAAGGAAAAUAAGACCAUUUCCUUUGGAGGGUGUAUGUGUCAAAUUUUCUUUGGACAUUUCUUUGGAGGGGGCGAGAUGGUACUGCUUGUGUCAAUGGCCUAUGACCGUUAUGUGGCGAUCUGCAAGCCACUCCAUUACUCCAGCAUCAUGAACAGAUAUAUGUGCAUUGGGUUAGUGAUGACAUCAUGGAUUAUUGGCUUUGUGCAUUCAGCAAGUCAACUAGUUAUGAUUGCAAAGCUGCCCUUUUGUGGACCCAGGGAAUUGGAUAGCUUUUUCUGUGAUAUUCCAUUGGUAAUCAAGCUAGUCUGCAUAGACACCUAUAUUCUAGAAAUGUUGAUAAAUGCUAACAGUGGGGUACUGGCAACCAUCUGCUUCAUUCUGUUGCUGAGCUCUUACUCUCAUAUUCUGUUUAUUGUCUGCCUUCACUCUAAGGGUGGAGCAUCCAAGGCUCUCUCUACCUGCACUGCCCACAUCACGGUGGUAGUGUUAUUCUUUGGGCCUUGCAUCUUCAUUUAUUUGUGGCCAGUCAGUAUCCCCUGGGUGGACAAGUUUCUUGCUGUAUUUUAUGCAGUCAUCACACCUCUCCUAAAUCCAGCCAUUUACACCCUAAGAAACAAAGAGAUUAAAAAUGCCAUAAAGAGACUAGUAUGUUAG